UAGUGGUAAGAUGAUGCACUCUAAACGACCAAAAUGGUGACACAUCCUGCAUUAUCGGAUUAUAAUUACCCAAAUGAUCAAAAUUAGUUAACUUUUCAAAUCAGGGUUUUGGAAAAUGUGUUAAGUGGCAUCAGAGAUGCUUGUAUCUAUCUCUGGUGAUAUCCACCAAUACCACGACGUCGUAAAACUGUCGCGGAAUACGGCAGCAAACAUGGAACACGUUGGCUUGAUCGGCUAGAGCUGCUGGUUGAUACUAAGGAAACAGGACAAAUAUGAACCAGCGGGGAGAUGUAAAAACAGUUGUGUGUGUAAAGCGUUGUAAAUGAGGUUAGUUUGUAAGUCGCGUCUUGUUCGCGAUGUUCUUGUCGGUUUCUAAAAAUAACUUGGCGGUGUGUGCGAGAAGUGUGUGUUGGGCAAUUCCUGCGUCAUGGCGGCAGCAGCAGCAGCAGACAGGUGUGUGUGUGAGGGUAGAACUGAAGUUGCUGCAGAGACUUAAAAACAGAGUGUCCUCUGUCGCCCAGUGGUCCAGCUACACACAAUAUCACACACACACCCCGCAAGACACGCACAUCCCCAGCCCAACGACCCCUGAGGUUAGCGGCCAAGAGCUAAAGGGUUCCACGGAAAGCGUCUCCAGAUCUUGUCGCCGCAGAGGUCACGAGAGGACGCAGGGUAACGACGACCGCUUUAGGUUUUACCCUACGGAUCACUCGUCUAACUCUCAUGUUCUCCUGGGGUUGAGGUUGUUCCCAGUGAGUUCUGGUGUGUUUCCAGGCUGGAGAGGUCUCUGUAGUGGAAAACCCCGUGAGACCCCAGCCGACUGCCCACCUGGAGUUGACCUGAGGGAAACCACCCAGCCAGCUGAUAGACCAUCUGAUCUUGGUCAAGGACUGUUCAAAUUUAAAGAACUGUAUGAGAACCCAUGGACUAUCCCCAACCUGCUGUGUGUGUGUCGCAUCGCACUGGCUCCAGUCCUGGGAAUCCUGAUAACUGAGCAACAUUUUCACCUCUCCCUUGGGCUGUUUGCUUUGGCUGGAUUUACUGACGUGCUGGAUGGUUAUAUAGCCCGUAACUGGCCCAGUCAGAAGUCUGCGCUGGGCAGCGCACUCGACCCAUUGGCUGAUAAAAUCCUCAUCAGCGUUCUCUACAUCAGUCUCACCUACGCACAGCUCAUCCCAGCUCCCCUGACAGCGUUGGUGAUAGCCAGAGACGUUGGUCUGAUAGCGGCUGUUUUCUACGUCAGAUACAAGACUGUCCCACCACCUGUGACUCUCAGUAAGUUUUUUAACCCCUGCUACACAACAGCGCAGCUCAAACCCACCACCCUCAGCAAGGUGAACACAGCGAUCCAGCUCUUCCUAGUAGCAGCAUCGUUGGCCUCACCUGUCUUUCACUACACAGACAGUCCGCUCCUGCAAGCCCUAUGGUAUAUCACAGCGGUAACGACGACUGUGUCAGGCUACAGCUACUAUCACUAUGGCAUGAAGACUGUCGCUGUGCUCAACAGCACCAAGUAACCAUGGCAACUCAGCAAGCGCCAAGUAACGGUUGCAACUUAAUACACUCCACAACCAUUGUUGCGCCUGAGUACUCAAGUUGAACACACCCACGUGUGUUUGGAAAGACUCCAAAAUGAACUCUGAGUGUGUAUUUUUAAUCUCAGUAUUGCCAUGGGAACGUUUUGUAUCUGAUGAAUGUGAUUAAACGAUAAACCUGC
Molecule: messenger RNA, 1717 nt
Organism: Oncorhynchus tshawytscha (Chinook salmon)
Lineage: Eukaryota; Metazoa; Chordata; Actinopteri; Salmoniformes; Salmonidae
Gene: crls1
Product: cardiolipin synthase 1
Exons: 7
Coding region: 357-1517 (386 amino acids)
Biological process (GO): cardiolipin biosynthetic process
Cellular component (GO): membrane; mitochondrion
Molecular function (GO): cardiolipin synthase activity
Source: RefSeq, a predicted model, not a curated record